GGCUUCCUGGAAUACCAUAAUCGAUUGAGCCGUGCCGCCAGCGGCGACCCGAGAUACGUAACCCCGAGGGUCAGGAGCGAUGUGUGUAACUUUUCGUGUCGCAGGGCCAGACUAAGCUCUGAUUCUGAAACGAUGAUGGGCGGCUGAACGGUGUUUACGUUUCACUAAAUUCGCAGAAAUUUUGAAGAAUUCGACGUCUGAGGACUUGUAAUAUCCCGCUCACGCCGGGCGAGUGUAAUUGGCCGCUCGCCAGCGGCGCAUGCCGCGUCACCUGCCCGCCCGCCCGCCAGCCAGCCAGACGGCUGGCCGGGCGAUUGUGACGUCACGCCUAGCAACCAGGUGAGCUGAUCGUAAACAAAAGAACUCUCCGUUGCUAUGAGCAGCUGGCCCUGUAAACGUGGCUGGUGCGUGGUUGAGUGAGGUGCGCUUGAUAGUGUACUGCGCUUUGAAAUGCCUUUGUGAUACCGAAGUGGGGCCGUAUAAUGUGACAGUGAGAUUCUAGUAGGGCUGAGCCGACCCGGAUGUGUGGAAUCGAUUUAUCGUGCUUCUUCGUCUCGAACCAUGACGGUUUCGUCCGGUUCUUGACGUUUGGUGCCGGCUUUUUUGUCCUGCACCUUUGGUGAAUUAUGAGUGGUAAGCGCAAGCCAUCCACAGCAUCGAAUAACGCUUCGAGUGAUGAGGAGGACGUGGGACGGACGGCAGACAGCAAACAUGACACUUCAGACACUGGCUAUGAAUCAGUGGGCUCACCUGGGAGCGUCAGCACCAUCAGCGUUUGCAGCGAGCAAGCGCUGGAGGAGUUGCGCGCUUCCCAGCCUCCUCCAGGGUCAGGCCUUUGGCCAGGUGCUCGGGAAACCUCUGGUGCUCGACCGAAGACGCAGCCGAAGAAGAAGAAGAACCAGGUGGCACUGUGUGAGCAGGCGGAAGUCAGCGACGACCACGAGUCUGUUCUCUUGACGCCUAAAAGUCGGUACAAACGAGAGCCGCUGCCGAUGAAGCUGAGGGCGCUGCCGCAGUCGUUCUGGCAGCAGCCCAACGCCAACAGCACGUCUCCGAGCAGCGCCGCCCUGCCGCCGCUGGUCACCACCGCCAGGGACUCGCAGGACCUCAGCGACGUGCGGCCCAUCACUCCGCCGGACCGCUCGGACCGCGAGCGUACCCGCAGCCUCACCGUCGGCAACACGGACCUGCUGUUCUCGCUGUUUGACGGCGUGGACCCGAGCGUCCAGCGGCGCCGCGUGGCCAUCGUCAAACGCGGCAGGCCGAAGAAGGUGACGUCCACGCUGCCGCGCGUCUCUCUGGAUGACGACCCGUACAUGUCGAGCGCCGCGUCCGACCCCAUCCUUCCGCUGUUGCCGGAGCGAACCAGUCAGCCGGGCACGCCGGCCGCCGGCCGCGGCACGCAGAUUCUCUCGGUGGUGCAGAUCCCCGGCGGCGGCCGGGAGACCAUCUGCCUGCCCUCACUGAGCGUCGAACACAACUACUCCAGUGUCCUGUCGCAGCUGGUGAUGAAGCUCUGAACACUGCGUCAGUCGGCUGAUAAUCACAUGAGUGUGACGUCACGUCACUCAGAGGUGACGUCACACCGACCCGAGCUGGGAGUGGCGAGCGAGUCGGGAGUGUGUGUGUGUGAGCUGAGCUGGUGAGGGACUCAGUGGGGGUGUGUGAGCUGAGCUGGCGAGUGACUCAGUGAAUUUGUGUGAGCUGAGCUGGCGAGUGGCUCAGCUGUGCGCUGGGUCCUGUGCGGUGUGAACUGUGCUUUAUCAGUCCAGAUCUGUCAGUUGUGAUCUGUGUGAUGUGUCCUCUGCAUGGGUUUCGUGUGUGCUGUUGCGUGUGUAUAUUUAUCAGAUCCGUCCAGCCCGGAGGACUAAGGCCCUAUCGAAUCCGUCCAUAUCGAAUAUCAAGUGUUAUGUGCAAGUACAAACGUGAUCGCUGUAAAUAGGAUGAGAUGUGAGCCAUAUUUUCAGAGCGCACUGUCGGUAAUCGAGCCGUCCGCCGGAGAUUUGUGGCUCACAAAACUCUAUUUUGUAAGGCAUCUCGACGUGAUGGUGCGCCUGUGCUUUGUGGAGAGCGUUGAAUAUGCUAUUUAAGCUCCUACCGUAGUGGGUAGUCAUUAGAGUAGAUCUGUUUCACCGGCCUGCACUUAGAUGUGAGACAGUUUUUCACCCGCACCAGUGGCAUGGCUCUCUCACACAUAGCGGUUUGCAUGUUGUCACAAAUAAUGUUUUAUUCCCGGUCAUACUUUAUGCUGCAAAAUGAAUGCUGUUUCAGUUUGCCUUUUUAUACAAAACAGUCAAAAAUUCGUGGUAGUUCUGAAAGAUCUAAAGUUAGUCAUGAUAUAGAUAUGUCCUCUUUUACAAUAUGUGAUCUAGUCAUCACCCAUGAUGUGAGCUGUACUUAUUAAAUAUAUGUUUUUAAUAUAAAUCUGAUUCAGAUUAAGGUUUAUUUGGGCUAAAUUAAUCUUAUUUAUUAGACGUAGUCUCUAUGUACACAUCUGAGAAGUAUAUGGCAAUGUGUAAUCGGCGCUCGCUUUAGUCGAGGUAUCAUAGUUACAGAUUAUCCUCAGCUCCUGGCUCGGACCUCUUUCGCAUGUCGCCCGUCCUCAUGCUCUUCUUACAGUGAGAUACCGCCUUAUGUGUUUAUCGGUAGCCGCGAGUCCGUCAAUGUCCAGUGCUACCAAACGGUCCCGUCCAGCCUAGAGUCCUCAAUGUCCAAUACUGUCAAACGAUCCCGUCCAGCCUAAAGUCCGUCAAUACCCAGUGCUGUCAAACGACCCUGUCCAGCCACUAGCCCGUCAAAUGUCCUCUAUCAAACGAUCCCGUCCAACGAAUGCCUGUGUAAUGUUUAUACCGCACCCUUCGUUGAGUUCGUUAUAACUGGUGACGUGAGUCUGGCGACGGGGGCUCGCCCUAUAUACUCUGGGCUCGCCGAGCUGGGACACCCGCCUCCGUGGCCACCGCCAUCCUGCAACGCUUACCAGCACGGCUUCUUUUCGAGUUUGUUUACGCUAGUCUCCGCUCCGCACCGCAGCCUCGCACGUUUGCUACGUCGAGCGUUUUGUUGCGCGCUAUUUUCUGCGCUCGUCGCCGGUCUGAUUUACCGUCUGCUGUUUUGUCGGGGCGUGUGAGCCUGGUGGAGGUGUCUGACUGGUACAGACGCCGCCCAUCGCGGCUGGGACAGAGGCAGGGCGUCGGCCGGCUCCUGCGCCGUCUGCCGGCGCUGCGCCGCCUGCCGGGUACGGCCCGUCACCCCGUUACAGUACCGCCCGCCGGGUAUGAUGGUACCGCCCGCUGGGUACGGCCCGUCACCCCGGUACAGUACCGCCCGCCGGGUACGGCCCGUCACCCCGGUACGGUACCGCCGGCUGGGUACGGCCCGUCACCCCGGUACGGUACCGCCGGCUGGGUACGGCCCGUCACCCUGGUACGGCGGUACCGCCCGCCGGGUACGGCCCGUCACCACGGUACAGUACCGCCCGCCGGGUACGGCCCGUCACCCCGGUACGGCGGUACCGCCGGCUGGGUACGGCC
Molecule: messenger RNA, 3530 nt
Organism: Amphibalanus amphitrite
Lineage: Eukaryota; Metazoa; Arthropoda; Thecostraca; Balanomorpha; Balanidae
Exons: 5
Coding region: 627-1520 (297 amino acids)
Source: RefSeq, a predicted model, not a curated record